AUGGAUCACAUCUGGUUCAGGACGUAUAACAGAGUGCUCAAACGCGACGCGGAGGCGGCGUGGGGACGGACGAUGCGCGAACGAUGGCGUAGGACGUUCCUGGACGGAGAGGCGUACGCGGUGGUGUAUUGGCAUAAAUUUUCCGUCGUGAAGACGUUCUGGGAUAUCGGGGGAUGGCCGUUCGGUGGGGUUUUGGUGAUCGGCGCGGCGUGCGCGUGGACGGUGGCGAGCGCGCUGACGUCACUGGGCAUCGUCGGGUUCGUCGUGGUGGGGAAGAUGUUGGGCGUGGGAGAUCAAGCGAUUAGUGUCAUCGAGUUUGUCGCUGGUGGGUGGGAGAGGUGGACGGGGACGGAGGCGAAGCACAUGGUGACCGCGCUCACUGCGCUCGUGACGUACAGGACUUCGUAUUACACGCUGCCGGUGAUUUUAUUCACGUACGAAGAGUUGUACCAAUUCGCGAUGCGAUUUCGCACCCUCGUGCGGUGGCUUCGGUAG
Molecule: messenger RNA, 495 nt
Organism: Ostreococcus tauri
Lineage: Eukaryota; Viridiplantae; Chlorophyta; Mamiellophyceae; Mamiellales; Bathycoccaceae
Product: unnamed product
Exons: 1
Coding region: 1-495 (164 amino acids)
Source: RefSeq, a predicted model, not a curated record